AUGGACGCGACGUUCCGCUUCCAGCUGCGCGCCGCUUUCCAUCAUGCCGCCGCCAGCUGCGACCCCCUUGAAAACUCCGCCGCGGCGCCAUUCGCCGAAUCCCAAAGUUCCGCGGUGCUCCCAACCCUGCAACUCUCGAAUCAACCGCUGCAGAAUCAGCAGCAGCAGCAGCAGCAGCAGCACUACCACCACAUGGGACAAAAUCUCGAUCUUGUGUCCCCGCAACUGUCGCCGCACGUGGUGCAAGGACAGGAGCACGUGGGCGGGAAACAGGCGCGCCAACGGUCGGAGCAUCUGUCGCAGUCGUCGCAAGCAUCGCAUGUUCGCAUGAUCAUAGCAGGAGGAGACGCGCAAGCCGCUCAAGAAAUCGAUCAAUGGACUAUGGCACCAGCGCGAAUCGCGCCGAUCGAUGGAGGCUGCGUCACGGACUCCGACUCCCGUCGGGCCGACUCGCACGACGACUCCGCCGCGGAUUACUACUAUUCCCGGCACGGCGCGCAAGGCGCCGGCGCCGCCUCUGUUGAUCGUGGCGGGAAUACUAACCAGCCUGGAUCCAGGGAUCUGCGUGAUCAUCUUAUGACGUCGUUUCCCCCGCCGUCGUAUCCGCUCUCCUCCGCGCAUCUAGCGCACACCAUGAUGCGCCCGCCCGCUGAUUCCGCUUCUCAGCGUCACCUGGAGGCCUCCGUGCGCCACACGCCCCCGCAGGCGCACUCCGCGCUGCAGCAUUCCGCGCUACAGCACUCCCCGCCGAUGAUGCACUCUCUUUUGAAGCACAGCGAAUCGGAGUUUCGAGGAGACGGGUUGUCUGCUCAUGGAUUGUUGACGCAGCCUGUAAAUGUUAACGCCAAGGCACGGAUAAUGUGUGCAACGCACAUGUAUGCAUUCAUGUAG
Closterium sp. Naga37s-1 is the source of this 891-nucleotide messenger RNA. The record is from the annotation of a GenBank genome assembly. Lineage: Eukaryota; Viridiplantae; Streptophyta; Zygnematophyceae; Desmidiales; Closteriaceae.